Cyprinodon tularosa is the source of this 8391-nucleotide messenger RNA. It is a transcript of the gene pcdh7b, whose product is annotated as protocadherin 7b. Gene Ontology annotation, cellular component: plasma membrane. Lineage: Eukaryota; Metazoa; Chordata; Actinopteri; Cyprinodontiformes; Cyprinodontidae. Gene Ontology annotation, molecular function: calcium ion binding. Gene Ontology annotation, biological process: homophilic cell-cell adhesion. The transcript has 3 exons. The record is from RefSeq and is a predicted model, not a curated record. Bases 889 to 4680 code for a protein of 1263 amino acids.
CAUUUGAGAAUCCCUCUCACAGUGCUGCAGAUAGGGGCUGCCAACACAUGCGACGCGUCUGCAGGUGAGAGAGAGAGAGAGAGAGAGAGGGAGAGUGGAAGAGUAUACGCUGAACAUGCAGAAUGCCAAGAGGAUUUCAACCUAAAAGCUGCGUCGGAUAUACACUUUUUUCCACUUUAUCUGUUGUUUUUCCUUUUAAACUAAGCCCAGAUCUGUGUUGAACAAAUACAUAUAUUUCCCGGUAUAUGUUGGAGUCGAGGAGACGAGGAGGAUUGAUCUUGAUGAAGAAAAUAGGAAGGAAAAGAGAAGGCAGGCACACAAUCUACUGCAUAUCCUUUUGAGAUCAAGCGGAGCUGAGGAGCUCCGCGCGCAACGCUGUAGUGGGAUGAGUUCGGACGCUGAUCGGGCAUCUCAUUUAAACGCGUCCCUGGUGUCUUUGGACUAAAACAUCAGGGCAGACACAAGAAGAGUUCAGCUCACCCGUUCCUCAUUCUCAAAAUACAAGAGAAGAGAUUCUGCAAAGUGGGUGAAAAAGCGCGAGCGACACGGACUGCGUUGCACUUUGAGUUGAUGCUCAGGACUGUUGCACUUGGGCGCAUUCGGGAGCGCACGGAGCCAAACCACUGUCUCUGUUUUUAGAAUAAAUAAAUCAAGGUAGAAUACCCCCCCCCCCCCCCCUCUUCUUCUUCUUUUUUUUUUUUUUUUUUUCACUUGCUGCUUUCGACUGCAGCAAAGACGAGAGGAUGAAUGCACCCGCAUCCUAAAGAAAAAGAAAAGUAAAUGACAACAAGAUUGCUGUUUUGUAUUUAAACUGCAUACUACAUACAUUUUGGGACUUUUUUUUUCAUUUUGUUAUUUUUUGCUUGGACAUCUCUGCAAGACUGAACAAUGAGGACUACUGCAGCAGUGGACUGUUUGUACUAUUGCAUGCUCAUAUUGCAGCUUGUGCAUCAGCCUGCUGCGAGCAAGCAAGUGCUCCGGUACCGCUUGGCCGAGGAGGGACCCGCCGAUGUCAGAGUUGGCAACGUAGCUGGCGACCUGGGCAUCGUGGCCGGGUCUGGCGAGGUGACGUUCACCCUCGAGUCCGGGUCGGAUUUUUUUAAAAUAGAUAACAUAACAGGUGAGCUCACCACCAAUGAGAGGCGGAUAGACCGUGAGAAAUUACAGCAGUGCCAAAUGAUAUUUGAUGAGAACGAAUGUUUCAUUGAUUUUGAGGUGUCUGUAAUUGGACCGGCACAGAGUUGGGUCGACCUCUUUGAGGGAAAAGUCAUCAUAUUAGACAUAAAUGAUAACACCCCAUCUUUCCCCUCGCCAGUCCUCACACUAUCUGUGGAGGAAAACAGACCCAUUGGAACCCUUUAUCUGCUGCCCACAGCCACAGAUAGAGAUUUUGGCAGGAAUGGAAUAGAGAGAUAUGAGCUUAUUCAGGACAAUGGAGAGAACUCAAGGCGCUUGGGGUCUUCUGGGGAUUCUUACUCUGGGAAAAGAAGAUUUGAAGAAGGUGCAAGCAGGAGCAGUGUCUUUGAACUGCAAGUUGCUGACACUACUGAUGGAGAGAAGCAGCCCCAACUCAUCAUUAAAGGGGCCCUUGACAGAGAACAGAGAGACUCUUAUGAGCUCACCUUGCGAGUUAGAGAUGGAGGAGAUCCCCCACGGUCAUCUCAGGCCAUUCUAAGAGUAAUGAUCACAGACGUGAAUGACAACAGCCCGCGGUUUGAGAAGGGUGUGUAUGAAGCUGACCUGCCAGAAAACAGCUCCCCUGGUGCUCCGAUUCUUCAGCUUAAAGCUGCUGACGCAGACGUUGGGGUAAACGGUCAAAUUGAAUAUGUGUUUGGGGCAGCCACAGAAUCCGUGAGGAGGCUGCUGAGGCUGGAUGAGAGCACUGGGUGGCUUAGUGUGUUGCACCGCAUUGAUCGUGAAGAAGUUAGCCAACUGAGGUUCACAGUAAUGGCCCGUGACCGAGGCCAGCCGCCCAAAAUGGAUAAGGCCACGGUGGUGCUAAACAUCAAGGACGAGAAUGACAAUGUCCCUGCAAUUGAAAUCCGAAAAAUUGGACGUAUUUUUCUAAAAGACGGUGUGGCCAAUGUAGCUGAAGAUGUGGUGGUUGACACGCCCAUUGCAUUAGUUCAGGUGUCAGAUCGAGACCAGGGAGAAAAUGGCAUAGUAACCUGUACAGUAGUAGGUGAUGUGCCAUUUCAGCUCAAACCAGCCAGUGAGAUGGAAGGAGAACAGAAUAAAAAGAAGUAUUUUCUGCACACAUCUGCACCUCUGGACUAUGAGGCCACACAGGAAUACAAUGUGGUCAUAGUGGCUGUGGACUCUGGAAGCCCCAGUCUGACAAGUAAUAACUCCCUAAUUGUGAAAGUCGGCGAUACUAACGACAAUCCCCCUAUCUUUAGUCAGAAUGUAGUUGAGGUUUCUUUCCCUGAAAGCAAUGCCCCUGGCGAGAGGGUGACAACAGUAAAAGCUGUUGAUGCUGACAGUGGGAAAAAUGCUGAAAUAGCAUAUUCCCUCGAUUCAUCUGUAAAUGGGAUUUUCUAUAUCGAUGCAGACAGUGGAGACAUCAGAGUAAACAUCAUCUUGGAUAGAGAGCAAACAGAGCGUUAUGAAUUUAAAGUGAUAGCUAAAGAUAAGGGCAUAAACACACUUCAGGGUUCUGCGACUGUGGUUGUUCUUGUGGGGGAUAAAAAUGACAAUGACCCGAAGUUCAUGCAGGAUGUGUUCACUUUCUAUGUAAAAGAAAAUCUUGACCCAAACAGUCCAGUGGGUAUGGUCACUGUGAUUGAUGCUGAUAAGGGCCAAAAUGCAGCGAUGGGUCUUUUCAUUGAAGAAGAGGAGGAAAUCUUUUCUAUUGAAAAUGAAACUGGGACAAUUUUUUCUACCCUCUCCUUUGACCGAGAGCAAAAAACUACAUAUACUUUCCGUGUCAAAGCUGUGGAUGGUGGCGAUCCACCCAGAUCUGCCACAGCCACAGUCUCACUCUUCGUCAUGGAUGAAAAUGACAACGCACCGACAGUCACUUUUCCAAUAAACAGCUCCUACACCCUUCUUCCUCCCUCAAGCAACAUCAGGACAGUUGUCAGAACCGUCAAAGCCAAUGAUAUGGACACUGGUGUCAAUGCAGACCUGAACUACAGCAUCAUCGGGGGCAACCCUUUUAAGUUGUUUGAGAUUGAUGGGGGUACAGGGGUCAUCUUGCUGAUGGCAAAGCUGGAGCCAAAACACUAUGGUCUCCACAGACUUGUAGUCCAGGUGAAUGACAGUGGACAGCCUUCACAGAGCACCACCACCCUAGUUCAUGUAUAUGUUAAUGAGACACUUUCUAAUUCCACAAUAGUGGAGGCACAGGUGGCAAGGAGCCUGAGUACUUCACUGAACACCAACAUUGCUGGUGACCCCAACUAUGAUCUCAGCAAACAGCGCUUAAGCAUAGUAAUUGGGGUCGUCUCUGGCAUCAUGACUGUCAUUCUCAUCAUUCUUGUUGUUGUUAUGGCCCGUUAUUGCCACCCCAAAAACAAGAAUGGCUAUGAGGCAGGGAAAAAGGAUCAUGAAGACUUUUUUACUCCCCAGCAGCAUGACAAGUCCAAAAAGCCCAAAAAAGACAAGAAGAAACAAAAGUCCAAACAGCCUCUCUACAGUAGCAUUGUCACUGUAGAGGCCUCAAAACCCAAUGGGCAACGAUAUGAUGGCGUUAAUGAGAAACUUUCGGACAGUCCCGGCAUGGGGCACUAUCGUUCUGUCAACGGUGGGCCAGGGAGCCCAGACUUGGCUCGGCACUACAAGUCCAGUUCACCACUUCCAACCGUCCAGCUUCACCCUCAGUCACCAACUGCUGGAAAAAAACACCAGGCAGUUCAGGACCUUCCCCCUGCCAACACCUUUGUUGGCACCGGAGAUAACAUUUCCCUUGGAUCUGACCACUGCUCUGACUACAGCACUCAAACCAUCAACAAGUACAACAAACAGCCGUUUCGUCGAGUGACCUUCUCGGUGGUGAGCCAGCCCCAGGACCCUCACCAGCAGGGAUCGCUGCAGAGCUGCUACGACAGUGGCCUGGAUGAAUCGGAGACACCUAGCAGCAAGAGUUCUUCGGGCCCCCGGCUGGGCGCCCUUCCCCUGCCUGAGGACAGCUACGAGAGGACAACGCCGGAUGGCAGUGUCGGUGAGGCAGAGCACAUGGAAAAUGACUCCCGGCCCUUGCCUGACGUAGCCAUGACUGGCAAGUGCACCCGGGAGUGCAACGAGUACGGCCACUCGGACUCCUGCUGGAUGCCUGUGCGCACGUCGCCCGAGCGACGGCCGUCUAAGUCAACCACCAACCCCCAACAACAACCAAAGCUUUCCACUUUCAUGACCGGCAAUGGUAGCAGCGGGAGCAGCAGCAGCAGCAGCGGGAGUGUGGAGCAGCCAGGUAGCCAAGAGACCCUCGCCAUGGCUGCCAUGGCCAACGGAGAUCCAGCAGCCACGCACAUGAUGGGAGACCGCAACCGAAACCUGCUAAACAAGAAGAUGGCCUCCUCCUCUUCUUCUUAUGAGGCCUUUGGCUCUCCGUCCUAUGGCUCGCCAGGAGGUGGCGAGGAGAUGCUGGGCCACCCUACCGAGGAGAUCCCCCUCGCACCAACUGGAGAGUACAAGCCCACGUCCUGUGGAACUCUGACACGACGGGAGGUGUACCUGUAAGCUCGGAGCUUUCCCACAACACCAAUGGCAUCAUAAUGUAUUGAGAAGGAUAGUUUCUUACCCGUACUGAUUGCUGUUUUAGAAGUUUUUUUUUGUCAGCCACCCAAACUUCGACUAAACCUCUCCAAAGACAUUAAAGCUACUCCUUAACAAAACCUCUGAAUAGACAGAACUUUUUUUUUUCUUUUAAAAGUGCUAAUUAUGAUGAUGACCUGGCAGAGAAGAGGAGGAGAACCUAAUGGUGAGUCUCCCUGUUUGGAGACAGUCUGCUGCCUGAUAGUCCAUCUGUAAAGCUAAUAAACUCAUUUUAGACAUACAGCACACGCAUGACUACUCCAGUAUUCCCGACAGAAGGAACUACUGUUUUUAAACAGAACACUGUACAAAUACGCCAAUUUCUUUCUUCCCCUUGUCUUUUGUUUUCUGGAAGUAAAAAGUACUUAGAACGUUUUGACUUUGGAGUCUGUCUUGAUUUAGCCUUUUUUUUUAUAAUUCAUAACAGUCUGGCCAAGAUGCCCUUUGGCUACACAAAACAACUGUAUACUGUAACCAUACUGGCUGUAGAGGCAUUCAUCUUUAGAGUGCAACUGACUUGCAAAUCAACACCUGGCUGAAAUUGGGUCAUAUAAGGAACUGGAAAGACUAAGCUUUAAAAAGAACUCCAUCAUCUUCACAACACUGAUACUCUUGUGUAAGAACACAAUGGACACUCCUGGCUGGACUAAAACUCCACUGAGACAAAUGAUGAACUUGUAAUGAUUGACACAAACCCGUGAACAACUUACGCAAGUGUCACUCAUUGUAAAUAAGCAUUCGAGGAUAGCAACAGAGCCAGCAGCUCCGUCCCUCAACUUCUGCCCUGCUACCUUUACACAGUCUCCUGCUGUUUUAUCUUUUGAUUCCGAAGUUUGGGACAAAUCCCAUCCUUAAUGAUGCAAGAUACUUUAUGUCUACAAUCACAUUCCCUUGAAAGCAUGGUUUAUUAUCAGAUCACCUUAGUAAGAAGAUUAUACAAACUGGUGAGUUUAACUGUGUUUAUUGGUUCCAAGUUGGGUUUAGCACAUAGUUUUGGCAAGAUAUUUAAAUUCUUGAUAUGCAUUUGAAGUCUGUAGCUGUUGAGAGUUGAGAAUAUAUGGUUGAGUUGGAACUGGAAAAGUUAACAGAAAUUAAAUGUCUUACUUUCAUUUGUGUGUGUGUGUGUGUGUGCGUGUGUGUGUGUUAGGACAGCAAUAAAUAUCAUGAAGUAAGCGUGGCAGAUACCUUGUUUUUCACUCUUCGCUAAAAAGCCUUCAAGAUUACACAACGCCCAUACAUUGAAAUCCUUUAAGCGCUUGUAGCUGUUGCUUUAUUUUACACUGAAUGUAAAAUUGGCUCAGUUAGCGGAACAAUCAAACAAAACAAAAGCAAGUUUUAAAUAUGUUUGGAGAAAUUUUGCAGUUGAAGUCAAACCAAAAAUUCACAAACAGGACGAUUACCCGCAAAUGAAAAAGCUUUCUCUGAGAACUUUGCUUUAAGUAUGCAUUACUUGUUUUGUGAAGGAAUGAGCGAUAAGAUUGUGAUGUCUCAACUUAACAACCCAUACAAUCAUAACCCUACUAUUUCUACAAAUGUCGUUGAGAUUUUGUGCCUCCCUGUUGUUUUUCUUUUCUAUUUUUUUUUUUUUUGCAGCUACAGAGGCACAAUACUUACUGUAAUUAAAAAAGAGAUGCAAUGAAAGCAUUGUUUUGUUUUUUUGUAUUCAAGCAAAACCCCCCUUUGGUGCAACCAGAGGUGUUUUUACAGUUCUUUCUGAAAACCAGCUCUGGCAAUCUAUAGUCUGUAAGUACUACUCGUCGUUUGAAAGAAAGUGCUCCUAAUACUUAUCAACUGUAUACAUGAAUAUUUACUUUUUACUGCACGUUUACUGGCAACUUACACUUAAAGGAAGUAAAAAAAAAAACAACAAAAAAAAUGCAAAAUAAAAUGAACAAAAUAAAAAAAAUGUUUCUCUUGUAAACAGAAGCCCAUCUUGUUGCUUGCAUUUUACCCAUGUAAUGCGACUUUGUACACCAAUUACGACUGAUCUGUUUUUUUUUCUUCCACCCAUGACCAAAUUCUACAAUUAUAUCAUGUCACAAAUUAUUAUUUUUUUAUAUAUAUAUAUAUAUAUAUAUAAAACGGCUGUAUACCAUUAGAGUAGACCAUUUGUCAUGUAUCUUAUUGUUUUAAUCCGUUAAAUAAUAAGUCACACAGUUGCAGAUAGAAUUGUGCAAAAGAUUACGACGAUGUACUGUGUUUCACUUUUUCUUUUCCUUCUUUAUCUGGUGCCACUUUGUAUAUUGCGAGUGCUUCUGAAAAAAAGGGGGAAAAACAAACAAAAAUAACAAAACAAAAAAAACAAAAACAAAAUUUGAGUGAAUGCAAAUAUGCAAUUGUGCCUUUUAUACCAAUUGGUAUGAUUAAAUGUUGGUUUGGAAUGGUGCAUAAAUAAUCACACUGACAAGGAGAUGGGGUUGGCAUUUAAGCACUGAAAGUCAUCUGCAUAUCUUUGAUGAAAUCCCAUGAUGUCAAAGAUUUUUGUUUCUGUUUGUUUUUUUUUUUUAAAGGAUGACUUGUCAAAUAACAGUGAGCUUUUAAGGUUUAAUAAUUUAAAAGGCUGUUCUUCACACUGAAUCAGUUAUAUUGUUGAAACACCCAUUCCUUAGUGCAUCCUUAGUUUAUUACAAAAUAAAUACAGGUACAGGUGCAAUGUUGCUUGCUGGUGGAAAAGAUCUAUUGAAUUUUUUGUUGUCGUGUUCCGCUCAUGUACAUGUGUGACAGCAGAGGUCAAGUAACCUACUUUGUGCAUGAAACAAAAGCUCUAGAGCCGAAUCUACAAGGUAGAGAAAGUUGGUAAGGGAAUGAAAAUUCAGAAGUACAUUUGAUUGCUCAAAAGUCGAGGGGAUAAAAAUGCUAAUACGAUGGUUUACUAGAAGGAAAAGAUAGGGAGAAGGGAAUAGGAGAGGCCUGCCAGAAUGCAUACCUCAGGAUAUGUUGUGUGGAAUAAAACAUACAGGUUGACAGAGCUUGCAUAUCUGUAGAUGAUGGUGAUGAAUACUUGUCCUACAUAUGAUUUUGCUGGAGGAUAUGCUAUGAUGUUGUAAUUUUUUAUAGUUUUUUUAUAUUUCAACAUCAGAUAAAAUGAAAACAGAGCUUCUGACAGGGUGUAAACGAAAAUACAUGAAAGGAAGAUUGCUAUACAUGGGCAAAAACAUCAAAAACAAUCUACUCUACAUCUUUUCUGAGAAAUGAUAGGUUCAGUGUUUCUCUUUUUGGUUUGAUACACUGAGGCAACGGAUAUCGAACCCAAGAUAAGAGCAGGUGUUGAGAUUCUUUCACAUUUCACACGAAGCAUGAAGCUCGUCUGCCUGAGGUGUGCGUUCAGCGGGUGCUCUCGUCUCUGUUUAAAAAAAACAUUCACAGCGUGUAAUGAGAUUUGUAAUAUUACCCAUUACUAUUUGUCCUGCGACAUGGAUGUUGAUAUAGAGAAAUUUGAGGAACAAAUUUAUCAUCGUUUAAUAUGAGUCACUAUGCACGCAGCUUAGCUGAACAUGGCAAAAGUGUAUUGAACGCAAGUCCACUUCUAUUUAUGAGAUAUUUUGCAUAAUUUAAUUUGCUUUUGUACAGGUUUGUGUAAAUAAAUUGCUUGUCAUUUUUGUCUCUGCAGAAAUUAAAAUAUAACAUGUUAAAACA